Messenger RNA from Lotus japonicus, 2688 nucleotides. Its product is annotated as rhamnogalacturonan I rhamnosyltransferase 1-like. Gene Ontology annotation, cellular component: cytoplasm. The transcript has 8 exons. Bases 564 to 2123 code for a protein of 519 amino acids. The record is from RefSeq and is a predicted model, not a curated record. Lineage: Eukaryota; Viridiplantae; Streptophyta; Magnoliopsida; Fabales; Fabaceae.
AGUGUGUGUGGGACAAGCCAAGCCAAGCCAAAGCCAACCAAACCAAACCAAACCAAACCCUGUGAGCUUAACCAUGGUUAAGUCAGCACGGGUGUUUGUGACCAUGUGUCAACCCCGAAUGUCUUUGUGUUUUUGCGUUUCAUUAUUCUCCAUUUCCUCUUUUUCCCACCCCCUCCACUAAUCAACUCCGAUCACUCUCCGCCGCCAGCCACCACGCUCCGCCGCCGCCGCAGCAUUCUCAAUUCUCCCCUCACACGUUUCCAUUCCACGAAGAUCCAUUUUCUUCUGCGGUUACUGUUUCUACAAGCGUUGUUGUGGUUGUUCUUCGCUGAAGAAGAAGAAGAAGAAGAAUCAUCCCUCACCGGAGAGAGAGAAAAAACAGUGUAAUGCGCGUCGGAAUUCAACUUCGUUGAUGCUAUUUCUUCUUCUUCAACUGUUGGCAUUGGCGGAUGAUACUAUUCUCCUGAUUCCUGAGUUCAUCGAUCCGGUGUCGUUUCGGGGAAGCUCGGAUCUCGCGGAUUUCCUUGAUUGAAUCCACAUUUUAGGGUUUCUGGUGCGGUGAGAUGUGUAGGCCGGAGAGUAAGAACAACAGGUGGCAAGAUUUCCGUUGGAUGGGUACGAAGGUGGAGAAGGAGAGAGGUGGACCAGGUUCAGGGUCAUCGUCAUCUUCAUCUUCUUCAUCAAGGUAUAGAAUGAAGCUUUGGUUGAUACGCGGAACCGCAUCGAUUUUGUUGUGGACUUGCAUCGUGCAGUUAACCGCUUUUGGUGAUAUGGGGUGGGGGCCGAGAGUGUUGAAAGGUUGGCCUUCUUGUUUUACUCACGACGACGAAUCUUCCGCCGUCAGGGAAAUCGACAGCAUUGAGCUUCCAUCUUCACGUCCACCACUUCUCCCUCCUAAGAGACUUUACAAGAACAAUGGGUACCUUAUGGUGUCGUGUAAUGGAGGAUUGAAUCAAAUGAGAGCCGCGAUAUGUGACAUGGUGGCAAUUGCAAGAUAUUUAAAUGUCACGCUUAUAGUCCCUGAAUUGGAUAAGACAUCCUUUUGGGCUGAUCCGAGUGAAUUCCAGGACAUAUUUGAUGUGGAUCAUUUUAUCACGUCCUUGAGAGAUGAGGUGCGGAUAUUGAAAGAGUUGCCUCCUAGAAUCAAGCUGAGAGUGGAACAGGGGUUACAUUACAGCAUGCCACCGGUUAGCUGGUCUGACAUAUCUUACUAUAAGCACCAGAUUCUACCCUUGGUACAAAAGUACAAAGUUGUGCAUUUAAAUCGAACUGAUGCUCGUCUGGCCAAUAACGGUCAGCCUAUGGAGAUUCAGAAGCUGCGCUGCAGAGUUAAUUUCAGUGCUUUGAGAUUUACUCCUCAAAUAGAGGAGUUGGGGAGAAAGGUGAUCCAGCUUCUAAGGAAAAAUGGUCCAUUUCUGGUCCUUCAUUUGAGGUAUGAGAUGGACAUGUUGGCAUUUUCUGGCUGUACUCAAGGUUGUAACCGUGAUGAGGUUGAAGAGUUGACAAGAAUGAGAUAUGCGUAUCCUUGGUGGAAAGAAAAAAUAAUUAAUUCUGACUUGAAAAGAAGAGACGGCCAAUGUCCCUUAACACCUGAGGAGACUGCCCUUACGCUUAGGGCUCUUGACAUUGAUCGGAGUAUUCAAAUCUACAUCGCAGCUGGGGAAAUAUAUGGUGGGGAAAGGAGAACGGCAAGUCUUUUGAAGGAGUACCCGAAAUUGGUUAGGAAGGAAACACUGUUGGAGCCAUCUGACCUUCAGUUCUUCCAGAAUCAUUCAUCUCAGAUGGCAGCAUUGGAUUAUCUUGUCUCAUUAGAAAGCGAUAUUUUUGUCCCUACGUAUGAUGGAAAUAUGGCAAAAGUAGUUGAGGGCCAUCGCAGAUAUCUCGGGUUCAAGAGAACAAUUUUAUUGAACAGAAGGCUCCUAGUUGAUUUGAUAGAUCAGUACAACAAUGGAGUACUGAACUGGGAUGAAUUCUCUUCAGCCGUGAAGGAAUCUCAUGCUGAUCGCAUGGGCAGCCCAAGUAAAAGGUUGGCAAUCCUUGACAAACCAAAAGAAGAGGAUUAUUUCUACGCCAAUCCACACGAGUGUUUAGAACCAUCAAAUGAUCCGUUCAGUAGUACGUGACUAAUGCGUUCUGGAAGUAAUGAAAUUUACUUGUGCCAUCUCCUGAUGCACUUGGUUUUCUGCCACGGAUAUCGAGAUAGUUCUCUAUGCAGUUUUAGCACAGAUGAAAGCUUUUUGUAUCAAAGAGGCAGCCAUGGUGACCCCAGGUUGGGGAUGGAAUAGCCUUCACAGAAGUUCUAGUCACGCAAAGAAGCUAAGGGGAUACCUUAUAUUAUAUAUAUAUGCAAAUAAUCCAUCACAUUCAUGUAUAGAAGGUAGAAGCUACCCUGCCAUUACAGGGUGAUAGCAGUUCAAACAACAUUGUACAAGGAGGACUUCUUACAAAUUUGGAUAACAAGAACUGCAGUUCAUGUAAGCUUAAUUCAUUGGUAUUUGCUUCUCUUUUUCUAAUUUUCUUAUAUAAAUAUAUACUUUUUUUCUCUCUUUUUUUAGUCCACCACCAUCAUUGUGAUUUUCAGGAUUAUACAGUAUAACAAUUUGUUUGUUCGUGUACUAUUGACUCCUAUUUCAUAUUUUUUUUUUGGUCUGAUGGGGAAUACUAGCUAGGCUGGAUGGUCUUUUUGUA